AUGGCCACCCUCGACCUCCGCCUACCUGAACCGUUCGCUAGCAUCCCGAGGGAAUCUUUCCUGUUCGGACCGUCGCCUAUCCAGCACCUGCCGCGCAUAUCCGCCGCGUUGGGCGGUAAAGUCAACGUUUACGCCAAGCGCGACGACUGCAGCUCCGGACUGGCCUACGGAGGGAACAAGACGCGGAAGUUGGAGUACCUCGCAGCCGACGCCCUAGCCCAAGGCGCCGACACCCUCGUCUCCAUCGGCGGCGUCCAGUCGAACCACACGCGGCAAGUAGCCGCCGUCUCCGCGGCCCUCGGCCUGCAGUGCGCGCUGGUGCAAGAGCACUGGGUGGACCUGCCCCCGGGGUCCCCGGACGAGAUCCUAUACGGCUCCGUGGGCAACAUCCAGCUGUCGCGACUGAUGGGCGCGGACGCGCGCCUCGAGCCCGCGACCGCCUUCGGCAUCGAGCACAAGCCGACGCUCGCGCAGCUGCGCGCCGAGCUCGAGGCCAAGGGCCGCAAGCCGUACUACAUACCGGCGGGGGCGUCGGACCACCCGCUCGGCGGCCUGGGGUUCGCGCGGUGGGCGCUGGAGGUGGAGGCGCAGGAGCGGGCGGCGGGCGUGUUCUUCGACACGGUGGUGGUGUGCGCGGUGACGGGGUCGACGUUCGCGGGCAUGCUCGCGGGCUUCAAGCUCGCGCAGAAGAAGCUCGGGUCGCGGAAGCGCCGCGUGGUCGGCAUCGACGCCUCCGCCACCGCGCGGCAGACCUUCGACCAGGUGCUGCGGAUCGCCAAGGCGACGGCCGCGAAGAUCGGGUUGGAGGAGGGCGAUAUCACCGAGCAGGACGUCGAGCUGGACGAUAGGUACCACGCGGGCGUGUACGGAAUCGCGGACGAGCGGACGCUGGAGGCGAUCCGCUUCGGUGCUAAGACGGAGGCUUUCAUUACGGAUCCUGUGUACGAAGGGAAGAGUUUGGCAGGUAUGAUGGAUUUGAUUCGCAAGGGCGAGAUAGCAGAGGGGAGCAACGUGCUGUAUGCACAUCUCGGAGGACAGUUGGCACUAAACGCGUAUCCUUCCAUCGGUCACUAA
Messenger RNA from Daldinia caldariorum, 1074 nucleotides. Its product is annotated as putative 1-aminocyclopropane-1-carboxylate deaminase. Gene Ontology annotation, molecular function: D-cysteine desulfhydrase activity; 1-aminocyclopropane-1-carboxylate deaminase activity; pyridoxal phosphate binding. Gene Ontology annotation, biological process: amine catabolic process. NCBI's taxonomy places the organism in Eukaryota, Fungi, Ascomycota, Sordariomycetes, Xylariales, Hypoxylaceae. The coding region runs from base 1 to 1074 and encodes 357 amino acids. The record is from RefSeq and is a predicted model, not a curated record. The transcript has 2 exons.